Pseudozyma hubeiensis SY62 is the source of this 1116-nucleotide messenger RNA. RefSeq names its product DNA-directed DNA polymerase. The coding region runs from base 1 to 1116 and encodes 371 amino acids. The transcript has 2 exons. The record is from RefSeq and is a predicted model, not a curated record. Lineage: Eukaryota; Fungi; Basidiomycota; Ustilaginomycetes; Ustilaginales; Ustilaginaceae.
AUGUGUACCAGGAAGAUCACUCGCUGCGGUAGUGUUCUUUACUUAUUACGCAGAGGGUUUGCGGAACACGGAGAUGAACUGCUGGCUACUUGGUUUGAAGCAAAAUAUUUUCCUAGCUCAGUCCAUGCCUGUCUAGUCCCUUCGUCUGCUGUCUUCACAGCAUCUCAGCCGUUGACACCAUACUGCACCUUCAGGUUAAGCACAGGUUCCGAGCUACGAAGCUCCCGACCCUCGAUACCGAAUUGUAUCUUCAUCCCGAUCUCAAACAACAUGACAAACUUCGCUUUGAUAUUUCUAAUUGUGACGGCGUUUGCAACCGCUUUGAAUGCAACUCCACUCGGCCCAUCAAGCUUCUUGGAAGCUGCUGCCAACGAUGUCGACAUAGCGCGCACAACCCUGUCAACCGGAGCUCAUGCUAGCUCGUCCUUCACAGUCGACAGUCUAUCGGACGCUCUUGCCAGACUCAAGCCGAUCCGAACACCUCGCCCGCCCAUUUUCGAGAACAUCCAGGAGGAACCGUCGCUCAGAACUUUUGCACGGCAAAGAAUGCAGGAACACCGCUCGGCGUUCGACACCUUCGCUGUCAACAACAAACGGACUCGAGCUUCAGAGUCUACGACCCAAGCUGAACGAGGCUCUCGACUUCGCCCGUCCGCGCUGUUCCGAGUAUCAUAUAAGCCGAGCUCGUGGGACCGAGUUCUUGCACCUCGUCAACCGCCACCCAUCCAUCGUGCCGCGGUAGAAUCUCGCGCCAUGAAGAUCCGCAUCCUCCGCCUCCUUUCUUUCGCCAUCAUCAGCGUAGUCUGCAUGAGCUCAGCAUCGAUUCCGCUCUUGGAAAAGGUCAAGCAAGUCGUCCAAGAAGCUGCCUACGCAGAAGACAACGCCGUUCCACAACUCAUGGCAAGCCUUCACGAGCUACAGCUCAGAACUGGACGUCAAUCUUCGCAUGUAUUCGAGACGUCGAGCUCCUCGGUCCGAUAUAAGGACCGCCCAUCCACGGAUACCGAUAAGCGUGCUGCUGCAGCUCUGAAAUGGGUCAAGUCGCGCCAGAAAAAGCCAAGACGUUUCCCGAAGACUUCGAAAGAACCCGUGUUGAAACCUAGCAAGAGUAUCUGA